UGAGAGAAAGCUGGAGUGGAGUGAAACACAGGCGUUGCAAUGAGAGCUCGGAAAAGUGUGCAAGGGUAGAAAAAAAUAAAAAUAAAAGAGGGAAUAGGUGGUAAUGCCAGAGGGGCUGCAGACUGUAGACCAUCUAGGAGUCAAGCAGGUUCAGAAGCUGAAACUUCUCCACAGCUGAAGUGGUUAUUCUCGGCGCAGGCCAAGUUGAUCGUUUGGCUCCUUUGAUCCAUGUGGCCUGAAUAGGCUGGACAGGUGCUCAGCUUCAGAACUGAUCUACACCUCCUGCAGCUAUGGAGAAACAGCUGGAAGAGCUGAAGCAGCAGCUGGAAAAACAAUGUCGGAUCAACAAGGAACUGCAGAGGCAAAAUAAGGACCUGGAGAAACGACUGAAAGACAAAGAAAAGCUUUUGCAGGAGCUGCAGACCCAGUACCAUGAUCUUGAGUUUCCCUCCCAGCCUGCUAAUGAAGCAGAGCCUGAAUUCAGGAAGAGUCGAGCUGCUGUUAUGGCCCCUGAACCAAUUCCAGAGAAACUGGAAAUUUCAGGCAACAUGGUUAAGAAGACUGCCAGUGAGACAAGUCUUAUUGUUAAAGCCAUCCAGAAAAACGACUUCCUGAGCCGCCUGGACGAUGAGCAAAUAAGCAUGAUGGUGGAUCUGUUAAUGUCAUCACACUACAAACCUAGCGAAGAAGUCAUUAUGGAGGGAUCAGAAGGAGACAGCAUGUACAUAGUGGCAGCUGGUGAACUCAUCGUGACUCAGUCAGGUCGGGACCUGAGGACUCUGACAAAAGGAGAUGUUUUCGGAGAGUUAGCCAUCCUCUACAACUGCAAAAGGACAGCGACAGUCAAAGCUAAGACACAUGUGCAUCUGUGGUGCAUGGAGCGACAGACGUACAGAACGAUUAUAACUAACAAGUCCAAGAAAAAACGAGAGCAGCUCAUGGGUUUCCUCAAGACGUCUCGUACUCUCAAGGAUCUGAAUGACGCACAGUUGUCCAAAAUUAUCGACUCCAUGGAGGAGGUUAAGUUUCAGGACAAAGAGGUUAUAGUUCGAGAAGGAACAGAAGGAAACACUUUCUACAUCAUCCUGAAAGGAGAGGUCCUGGUGAGCAAGAAUGUGAAUGGACACCAGAAGCAGAUUCGCAGGAUGGGAAAAGGGGAGCACUUCGGGGAACAGGCCCUCAUACGAGAGAUCUUGAGAACUGCCACCUGCACCGCUGAUGGCCCUGUUACAUGCUUCUCUAUUGACAAAGAGGUUUUCGAAGAGACAAUCCCAGUAGAGCACCUGGAGCUGUUUGACGACUCCAAAGUGAUGCAAGAGGCGCAAGGACCAGAAAAGCCAGGUCUGACCUCCAGUCUGAAGUUUAAGGAUCUGGUUCCUGUUUUAUAUCAGGAGGGACGCUAUCAAGGAGAUCCUGUCACGCUUGGCGUUGGAGGAUUUGGUCGUGUGCAGCUGAUGACCACACUGAAUCAUGGGAAAUACUACGCUAUGAAGCGAGUCAGCAAGAAGCAAGUUGUUUCCAAGAGACAGGAGGAACACAUGUUGUUUGAGAAGAAGAUCCUGAAAGCCAUCCAGUGUGACUUCAUUGUGAAACUUUAUGCCACAUUCAAAGAUACAAGGUACAUCUACAUGGUGAUGGAGUUCUGUGGUGGUGGCGAGAUCUGGACCAAGCUCAAAGAAGUAGGGCGAUUUGAUGAACAUGUUGCUGUGUUUUGUACUGCCUGUGUGGUGGAGGCCUACGCUUACCUCCACAAGAAGAGCAUCAUGUACAGAGACCUUAAGCCUGAGAACCUGAUGCUGGACAUGAAAGGCUAUAUCAAACUGGUUGACUUUGGUUUUGCAAAGGAACUGGUGCGUGGUGAGAAGACCUACUCCUUUGUGGGCACGCCUGAGUACAUGGCUCCAGAGAUCAUCAAGAACCAGGGUCAUGACUUUGCAGUUGACUUUUGGUCACUCGGCAUUCUGAUCUUUGAACUUUUGGUGGGAAGUCCUCCAUUUUCAAGCUCGGAGCCUCAGAAGAUUUAUUCCAAAAUUUUGGAUGGAGAACUCAAGUUUCCACCUUACCUGAGUGAGGCAGCAAAGUCAAUCAUCAGCAAACUGUGCAGACCUCGGCCAGGUCAGAGGUUAGGAAACACCAAGAAUGGAAUCAAAGAUGUCCGGCAUCACAGGUGGUACAGCAGCAUGAACUGGCACAAGCUGCGUAUGGGUCAGCUCGACGCUCCAACCAUACGACUCAUCCGCAAGGGUCCAUGCUACAUCAACUUUGAUAAAUUUCCUCAGGACCACUCGGUGGCAGAAGAGGAGUUUUCUGGGUGGGACCGUGACUUCUAAUUCUCACGUUUAGGUUGAAGAAUCGAAUGGUGGGCGUUUGGUCCUUUUCAUCCCAAAAAGGACCCUAAUUAAAGGACACUGACCUUAGUUUAUUCAGCCUCUAAAGGGGCCAAAAGAAGAUUAAUGCUACUGGGUACUGACAUAUAACACAACACAUUUCUUACCAAAUUUUCACACCAAUUACACUGAAGCUCCAGGGAAUCACUGUGACAAUAUGUGUGGAAGCUCCUCUGUUGCGGUGAGCUUCAGCUCACUCACAAAUGUACCACUGCAGACGAGGAGGAGGUGUAGAGGCAAAGUGGUAGGACUCUGUGUUUUCAUAUUCAGCGCAAAGAUAUUUGGAGCUGAUGAGUAAGUGUUAAAUUCAUGAGACACCUUGCAGCGAUUAAGAAAACUGACCAGGUGAUCAAAUGCUUUUGAUGUCAGGAAGAAUUUCAAUUAAAAGACUUUUCCCACGUUUAAUUGUGCAGGACAAUAAAAUGAAUAAACAUGUCAUAUGUUGUGUUCAAAAACAAUAACAGAGCAAUCAUUUUUUUGUGUAUAAAUUAUAUUUCUAUGUGGGAAGUAAUUUAUUAGUUGGUGCAAAAGCCCUGUAACAGAACUAGUAGAUCCAAUAGUUUUAACUCACAUCCUAUAUUGAAGAAUAAAUGCAACCAGUUUUGUACAGUAAAUGUUAGUCAUUAUGUAUUCUGAGUGAAACCUGUUGUUAAAAUUGUUCUGAUGAGGAAGAAAAGAGAAAACUAUAAUUCAAUUAAAGAAUAACCAGAAGAAUCUUCUUCAGGGAGACCACAAAAAGUCAUAUCUUUAGAAGUGAAUACAGUAAUGAUUAGAAAACAACUUAAUAGAUACACAGUGCAAAAGGGACAUAAUUAACUAACUUUAUUAGAAAUAUCACAUCAUUUAAAAAAAAAUCCCAUUAGGAUUUCCUUGUAAUAUAUCACAAUACUUGAAGAGGUAAUUUAUCCAGAAGAGGAAGUACCAUCACACCAGUGAGUGAGCAGCAUCUUGGAUCCAGACCGACAAGAUUAACAUAAUGAAGCUGCCAGCCCAAUCCCGGUACCUUAAUCCUAGAGCAAGCUAGUGGGGUGAAACAAGCUAUUUCAGAGGCAAAAUCAAUGAUGAGGAAAUGAAUUAAAAAGCCUGUUCACAGGUUGAGGAAGCUGGUGGACUCCAUGCAAUGCAGAAAUUAAACAAUUCAAGGGAUGACUGCUUAUCCAUCAAAACAUUAGUUCCAUAAUUCACAGCUACGUUAAAUUUUUGGUAUGAUGAGUUUAGUUUUCCCCCUACUUCACCAACUUUACCUGAUGAAUUCAGGUAAACUUUUAAUGGGCUGAUUUGGAAUGAAACAUCUUCCCAAUGUAUUUGUGUAUAUGGAAAAAGAAGAUAUUGUAUUUUGAGCUUUUUUUCUAUUUUAAAUACUAAACUGCUAUCUUGAGCAUAAACAUUCCUUUGUGUGUUUUGUUCUCUUGACCUAUGUGGUUAAAACUCAGUUCUUGUUAUAGGUUUUGACAUUGAUAAUACUUAACUGUUUGUAAAAAUAAAAAUCACCUAUUGCUGACUUAUUCAUCCAUGUUUUU
Poeciliopsis prolifica (blackstripe livebearer) is the source of this 3907-nucleotide messenger RNA. RefSeq names its product protein kinase cGMP-dependent 3 (gene prkg3). Bases 291 to 2330 code for a protein of 679 amino acids. The transcript is spliced from 22 exons. NCBI's taxonomy places the organism in Eukaryota, Metazoa, Chordata, Actinopteri, Cyprinodontiformes, Poeciliidae. Gene Ontology annotation, molecular function: ATP binding; cGMP-dependent protein kinase activity. The record is from RefSeq and is a predicted model, not a curated record. Gene Ontology annotation, biological process: protein phosphorylation.